Messenger RNA from Marmota flaviventris (yellow-bellied marmot), 2842 nucleotides. It is a transcript of the gene Mmp8, whose product is annotated as matrix metallopeptidase 8. Gene Ontology annotation, cellular component: extracellular matrix. Gene Ontology annotation, biological process: extracellular matrix organization; collagen catabolic process; proteolysis. The record is from RefSeq and is a predicted model, not a curated record. Gene Ontology annotation, molecular function: metalloendopeptidase activity; zinc ion binding. Lineage: Eukaryota; Metazoa; Chordata; Mammalia; Rodentia; Sciuridae.
CACAGGAUGCUGAAAACUUCAGUGUACCCAUUAGGCUGUACCCAGAGGAGCAGAAAGGAAGGCCAGGAGAGGUAGAAUUGAAGAAAAGGCCAUGCUUGGUCUGAAGACAUUUCCAUUUCUGUUCUUACUCCAUAUGCAGCUCACCAAGGCCUUUCCUGUACCUUCUGAACACUCAGAAGAGAAAAAUGCAAAAAUUGUUCAGAAUUACCUAGAAAAGUUCUACCAGCUACCAAGCAUCCAAUAUCGGUCUCCAAGGAAGAACAGCCCUAGCAUGAUUGUAGAAAAGCUCAAGGAAAUGCAGCGAUUUUUUGGGUUGAAUGUGACGGGGAAGCCAAAUGCAGAAACUCUGGAGAUGAUGGAAAAGCCUCGCUGUGGAGUGCCCGAUAGUGGUGACUAUAUGUUGACCCCUGGAAGUCCCUGGAAACACACUGACCUGACUUACAGGAUUAUAAACUACACCCCACAGUUGUCAGAGGCUGAAGUGGAAACUGCGUUUGAGAAAGCCUUUAAAGUCUGGAGCGCUGCAUCACCUCUGACCUUCACCAGGGUAUCACAGGGAGAAGCAGACAUCAAUAUUGCUUUUGCCCAGAGAGAUCAUGGUGAUAACUCUCCAUUUGAUGGACCCAAUGGAAUCCUUGCUCAUGCCUUUCAGCCAGGCCAAGGUAUUGGAGGAGAUGCUCAUUUUGAUGCAGAAGAAACAUGGACACAAACUUCUAGAAAUUACAACUUGUUUCUGGUUGCUGCACAUGAGUUCGGCCAUUCCUUGGGGCUCUCUCAUUCCUCUGACCCUGGUGCCUUGAUGUAUCCCAACUAUGCUUUCAGAGAUCCCAGCACCUACUCACUCCCUCAAGAUGACAUCAAUGGCAUUCAGGCCAUCUACGGACCUUCAAAUAACCCUAUCCAACCUACCGGAGAAACCACACCCACAGCCUGUGAUCCUCGAUUGACAUUUGACGCUGCCACCACGCUCCGUGGAGAAAUACUCUUCUUUAAAGACAAGUACUUCUGGAGACGGCAUCCUCAGCUCCGACUAGUUGAACUCAAUUUUAUUUCUCUAUUCUGGCCAUCCCUGCCAAAUGGUAUUCAGGCUGCUUAUGAGGAUUUUGAUAGAGACCUGGUUUUCCUAUUCAAAGGCAACCAAUACUGGGCUCUGAGUGGCUAUGACAUUCUGAGAGGUUAUCCCAGGAGCAUGACCAACUUUGGCUUCCCAAGCACUGUGCAAGCAAUAGACGCAGCUGUUUCUUAUAGAAGGAAGACAUACUUCUUUGUAAAUGACCAAUUCUGGAGAUAUGAUAACGAAAGACAAUCCAUGGAACCAGGUUAUCCCAAAAGCAUAUCAAGUACUUUUCCAGGAAUAGAAAGUAGAAUUGAUGCAGUUUUCCAGCAGAAUCACUUCUUCCUUUUCUUCAGCGGACCAAGAUAUUAUGCAUUUGAUCUUAUUGCUCACAGAGUUACUAGAGUUGCAAGAAGCAAUUUGUGGCUUAACUGUAGAUACAGUUGAAGCAAAAUCAAAUGUGUUCUCAUCCAAUUUCAAGAUGAAAGGAAAUCCGACUUGCAUAUCCAUCAUAUUGUGUCCUGUUUAUAUUUUCCUCAAUUCUAAGUAGUGUUUCACAUGACUGUUUUCAUUUGUCCUAGUCUCAGGGAAAAUAUGUUUGGAAUAUUACACAGCAGACCCUGAUUCAGUCAUCCACAUUCCAUCUAGUGAAUCUAUCACAAAGAGAAGGAAAGUAAGCCCUUUGUCACCUCAAUAUUCUGUUCACCUCAUGUGCUGUUUGUUUACUUGAUUAUCUGAGUUUUAAAAUUCACUGUUUCAUUACUUGCUUAUCUGACUUCAAAUAUCCCUGUUUCUUUAAACACAUCUUACAUAUAUCUGCUACAUGAAAUUUAGCCCUCAAUUUUGAUUAGAAAUAACAAUAAUCAGCAACACAGACAAUAACUUUUAUCUUUACAAAAAAUGUGGUGCUAUUUUUCACUGUUGGAAUGAAAUAAGGAUAUAAUAUAUUAUAGGUUGAUUGUCUCUUUCAAAAGAAAAUAUGUUGAAGUCUUAACAUAAAUGUGAGUUUACUAGGUUCUUUGCAGAUGUUAUUAAGUAAAGAUGAUGUCAUACUGGAUUAGGGUUGAGUCCUAAAAUCAUAUUACUUUUAUCCUUAUAAAAAGAGGAGAGGGUUUGGGAUAUAGUUCAGUGGUAGAGCACUUGCCCAGCAUGCACAAAGGCCCUGGGUUCAAUUCCCAACACUGCUAAAAAGAAAAGUUGAGAGAGAGGAGAGACAUGACCACAUAGGGGACAAGACCAUAUAAAGAAAGAGCUUAGAGAUUAGAGGGAUGCAGCUACAAGGCAAGGUAUGCCAAAGAUUACCAGCAGCCACCAGCAGCUGGGAAGAGACAAGGAAGAAGCCUCCCAAUAAGCUGCAGAAAGGGGACUCUGGCCCCGAGCUACCUGCUGGUUUGAGACAUCUAGUCUUCAGGAUUGUGAGAGAAUAAAUUUCUGUUGUUUCAAGCCACAAGUUCAUUGUACUUUGUUAUAGCAGCCCUAGAAAGCUAACGAAGUUCAUCUGAACGUAAGAAAAGGAAUCAAUAAGGAAUGUGGAAGUGAAGUCCCCACUGAGGAUUACUAGGCAUCUUCCCAGGAAGACAACCAAAAGGAGAGCUCUGCUCCCUCUCCUGCCUCCUUCCUGCACUCUCCUUCUAGAGUUCUAACAGAUGGGCCAGUGGGUCUGUUGUUUCCUAAUUCUUUACUCCUGGAUACUCAGGAGGGCACACUCUACAGCUGACUGCACCAACAGAACAGUGUUGGGUGCAACAUUUAAUAAAUCUUAUUAAAUUGAACUAAACUAAACAUCAA